UGGUAAAUCAAUACUUAAUAUCUUCUAUCCUUCUGUCACUAUUCAAAAAUAAUCGAAACUCAACAAUGCAAAUUCCAACAUCAACCUUUUGGUUAUUUUUUGUAUCUUACUCAACUCAACUAAUUGCAAACAUUUCUGCAGUUACAUGGGGUGAAGCUGUGUCAAUUCGAAACAAAAGUGACCUUGUGAAUAACUUCAUAGUAAAUGGAGUGAGAAGUCCUCCCCGAAAUUUCUUCGUGAAGGUGCGACUUCUGGGAUCGGGCGGACUGUUUUGCGGGGGGUCUAUAAUAGCCAAUAAUUGGAUCCUUACAGCCGCGCAUUGUAUUCAUAACUACUAUGUCAAUGAGUUACUAGUGGAAGUCAGAGAGUUCGACAACAUCCAGAGUGGGAGGGAAAGUCACUACGUCGUUUCAAAAUACAUUCAUAGGAACUUCCAAUUGUCAUCUGAACCGAACUACAACUUUGCUCUACUGAAGCUUAGAUCACCAAUCGCUAAUUCAUUCAGUAGACCAAUACCCAUUUGUGAUGAAGAGCUGCCCGAGGGCACACCGCUAGCCACUUGUGGUUUGGGGUCGACAUCAACUCAGAAGAACCUGACCAUUUCGAAUGUACUCAUGGAGACGUACUUAUUCGAAACUAAAAGGAUUGCAGGUAUGCCUGUGGGAAUGGACUGGUGCGCAGCCGACAAAAUCUGCACCCAGCCAAUGUUCGAGGGGAGUAACAUAUGUGCGAUGGAUGACGGGGGACCCCUGUACAAACUAGCAUGCGAAACACGAGUACCUGAGUGCCUCUAUGGUGUAGUUAGCCAUUCGAGAUCCAAAUACGUACAAGGGCAGGAGUUCCAGAGGUGCAACGGGGGUAGUUUCUUCGCGAAUGUGCCACGGGUGAUCAGGUGGAUUGUUGCGGUGAUCGGUAGCAGCGAGACACGCGGUGCCUCUCCAGCUAAUUAUGAGCCUAUAAGAGUUCUGGAAGUGCCGCGGCCGUCGUGGGGUUGGCCCAAUCGGAACUGACUAGUGUAAGCACUUAUUUGAACGGAGUAAAUUGUAUAACAAAUA
Molecule: messenger RNA, 1055 nt
Organism: Symsagittifera roscoffensis
Lineage: Eukaryota; Metazoa; Xenacoelomorpha; Acoela; Convolutidae
Product: hypodermin-A-like
Exons: 4
Coding region: 66-1010 (314 amino acids)
Biological process (GO): proteolysis
Molecular function (GO): serine-type endopeptidase activity
Source: RefSeq, a predicted model, not a curated record